AUGUGGCUCUUGGCCUGCCUGUGCCUUGUGCUUAGUUUCCUGGGAGGAGUGAAUGGAACCUGCCCCUCUCAGUGCUCCUGUGAGUAUCACGGCAGACACGACGGCUCAGGAUCAAGGUUAGUGUUGUGUAAUGACCUGGAUAUGAACGAAGUCCCGGCAAACUUCCCCGUGGACACCGCGAAGCUUCGCAUAGAGAAGACUGUGGUACGCAGGCUCCCUGCCGAGGCCUUCUACUACCUGGUGGAGCUGCAGUACCUCUGGCUGGCGUACAACUCAGUGGCCAGCAUAGAAACCAGUAGCUUCUAUAACCUGAGGCAGCUGCACGAGUUGCGUUUGGAUGGGAAUUCUCUGACCGCUUUCCCUUGGGUGUCUCUGCUGGACAUGCCCUACCUGAGGACGCUGGACUUACACAACAACAGAAUAGCCAGUGUGCCAAACGAGGCGGUCAGAUAUCUGAGGAACCUCACCUGCUUGGAUUUGUCGAGCAACAGACUGACCACACUGCCACCAGACUUCCUAGACAGCUGGUCUCAUUUAGCCGUGACGCCUUCUAGAAGCCCAGACUUUCCACGGAGAAGAAUUAUUCUUGGUUUGCAGGACAACCCUUGGUUCUGUGACUGUCACAUUUCCAAGGUGAUCGAGCUGUCGAAAGUCACCGACCACGCUCUUGUUCUUCUUGAUCCUCUGAUGAUCUGCAGUGAACCCGAGCGCUUCCAAGGAAUCUUGUUCCAGAAGGUAGAGUUGGAAAAGUGUCUGAAGCCAUCGGUGAUGAUGUCGGCUACCAAAAUCACAUCUGCUCUGGGUAGUAAUGUUCUGCUGAGAUGUGAUGCCAAGGGUCACCCCACCCCACAGCUGACAUGGACCAGAUCUGACGGCUCCACAGUUAACUAUACAGUAAUUCAGGAGUCACCAGGAGAAGGCGUCAGAUGGUCUAUCAUAAGCUUGACCGGCAUCUCUCACAAGGAUGCUGGGGAUUACAGAUGUAAAGCCAAAAAUCUGGCAGGGAUGUCGGAAGCUGUGGUUACUGUGACAGUUGUUGGUGGUGUUACGACCACCCUAUCACCAGACAGUUCAGAAAGAAGCCCUGGAGAGCCCCCUGAGCAGCAUCCCCAGCCGGGAUUAGGAGGAUCAACACCUCCAUCUAAAUCCUGGUUAUCACCCGGGCUCACUUCUGCUUCUUCCUACCCCACCCCCUCAGCGGCUCUCUCUACAUCUACGUUGUCCCCUCCUCCCUCCUCCUUGCCUCCCAUCUUCUCAGCUGCUUUUGUGACCACCAGUGUACAAACCAGCAUUUCAGGACGCACCGCCAGGACUAGCCACCAGCCACCCCUGCUCCACCCCGGAAGGAAAAGCAAUGUGGAACUAGAGAAGAACGGAAGGAAGUUUCCUCCACUCAGCGCAAGUAAGAAAGAAGAGUUGGCAUUGUUGGAUCAGGCAGCACCAAUGGAAACAAACGUCACUAUCAAAGACCUCAGGGUGGCCCGCGAAACCGACGUGAGUGUGACUCUGAAGUGGAACAGCAGCAGCAGCAGCAGCAGCAGCAGCAGCAGCAGCAGCACACAAGAGUCCGCUGUGACUGUGCUGUAUUCUAAGUACGGUGAGAAGGACCUGUUGUUAGUGAAUGCAGACGACUAUGGCAAGAACCAGGCAACCAUAAAUGGCCUAGAGCCCGGCAGUCAGUAUGUGGCAUGUGUCUGUCCAAAAGGAGUGGGUCCCCGGGAGGAUCUGUGUAUCACCUUUUCUACCAACAGUGUAGAGGGGCGUGGUUCCCAGUGGUCAUUGCUCCUCGUGGUGACCAGUACUGCCUGUGUUAUAGUCGUGCCCCUAAUUUGUUUCUUAUUAUAUAAAGUCUGCAAACUGCAAUGCACAUCGGACCCUUUCUGGGAAGAGGAUUUGUCAAAAGAGACAUAUAUCCAAUUUGAGACCCUGUCACCCAGGUCACAGAGUAUAGGGGAGCUCUGGACACGGAGGCACAGAGAUGAUGGCGAGAGGAUGCUGCUAUGCUCCCGGUCAAGUGUGGACUCCCAGAUGAAUCUUAAGAGCGAUGACUGUAGGACGGAGUAUUAUGGCUGA
Mus caroli (Ryukyu mouse) is the source of this 2073-nucleotide messenger RNA. It is a transcript of the gene Lrit3, whose product is annotated as leucine rich repeat, Ig-like and transmembrane domains 3. The record is from RefSeq and is a predicted model, not a curated record. Lineage: Eukaryota; Metazoa; Chordata; Mammalia; Rodentia; Muridae. Gene Ontology annotation, molecular function: protein binding.